UCGAACCAUGGUUCGAGUUCAGGCCAAUAGUAACAAGAGUCAGAAACUAAGGAGAUGGUUUGUAGUGGUGGUGGUGGUGGCAACAGUGGUGGUUUCCGGCAAUGUUGCAGAGGCGAUUGGUGUGAAUUGGGGGACUAUAAUGGCUCAACCUAUAGAACCUGAAACCGUGGUACAGAUGCUCAAGGACAUUGGAAUCAAGCAGGUGAAGCUGUUCGAUGCAGAUCCUUGGGUCGUGAAAUCCUUGGCUGGGAGUGGAAUUGAAGUCAUGAUUGCCAUCCCAAACAAUGAGCUUUUCCGAUUCAGCAAUAAUUAUGACAAUGCAAAGGAAUGGGUGAAGGAGAAUGUUACUUCAUAUUUGAAGGACGAAGGUGGGGUUGAUAUAAGGUAUGUAGCAGUGGGGAAUGAACCCUUCUUGAAGAGUUACAAUGGAAGCUAUAUGAAAACCACAUUCCCAUCCCUAAAGAACAUUCAGAAGGCUCUUGAUGAAGCUGGAGUUGGUGACAAGAUCAAAGCUACCAUCCCUUGCAAUGCCGAUGUUUAUGAUUCUCAUUCCGACUAUCCCUCAGAUGGUAAUUUCCGAGUAGACAUAAGACCACUCAUGGUUGACAUCGUCAAAUUCCUCAACUCUUCCAAUGCACCUUUCUUCGUCAACAUCUAUCCUUUCCUCAGCCUCUACCAAGACGAAAAUUUCCCCGUCGAUUACGCCUUUUUCGAUGGAAACGCCAAACCUACCAUUGAUGAUAACUACGCAUACACCAAUGUGUUCGAAGCUAACUUCGACACAUUGGUUUGGGCUUUGAAAAAGACUGGUUUUCCAGACCUAAAGAUCGCAAUCGGAGAAAUUGGAUGGCCUACUGACGGCGACAAGCAUGCCACCGUCGAGAAUGCGAAGAGGUUCUACGACGGCUACUUAAGUAACAGGGCAAAAGGCAAUGGUACCCAUUUAAGGCCAGAUGCUUACGAAAAUGUGUAUUUUUUUGGAUUGCUUGAUGAGAACAUGAAGAGUGUGGCACCAGGUGACUUCGAGAGGCAUUGGGGGAUAUUUACGUUCGAUGGGAAGCCCAAAUUCCCAGUGGAUUUCACUGGGAAAGGGAAUGAUACGCUGCCAGUAGGGGCUAAGGGAGUGAAAUACAUGAAAUCACAAUGGUGUGUGUUCAAUAACUCAAGCACUAACAUGACCCUAGUGACUGAGAACGUAGAAUACGCAUGCACCAUGGGUGAUUGUACCUCGUUGGGUUAUGGAUCCUCAUGCAACCAAUUGGGGAAUACAAAUGAGAAUAUAUCCUACGCUUAUAAUUACUACUACCAAAUGCAAGGCCAGCUUAACGAAUCUUGCGAUUUCAAUGGUACAGCAAAGAUCACUAAUGUGAAUGCCUCUCAGGAUGGUUGUCUCUUUCCAAUUCUAGUUGCCAGCACACAUGUUUCAAGCAAAGUAGGUGGUAGUGUUGGUGGUGGUGGACAUGAUGCCAACACAGGCUACCACGUCAACCUAUUGAUGCCUAUCAUCUUGUGGUUUUUAUUUUUUACCACUCUUAUGAUUUAG
Messenger RNA from Telopea speciosissima, 1543 nucleotides. RefSeq names its product glucan endo-1,3-beta-glucosidase 8-like. Gene Ontology annotation, biological process: carbohydrate metabolic process. The record is from RefSeq and is a predicted model, not a curated record. Bases 8 to 1543 code for a protein of 511 amino acids. The transcript is spliced from 2 exons. Lineage: Eukaryota; Viridiplantae; Streptophyta; Magnoliopsida; Proteales; Proteaceae. Gene Ontology annotation, cellular component: plasma membrane. Gene Ontology annotation, molecular function: hydrolase activity, hydrolyzing O-glycosyl compounds.